AGUUGAGCUCGGAGCCGACGCCGCACACAACGCGCAGACCGACCGGGAGCGCGAGAGAGUGUUGCGAGAACGUUUUGGAAAACACGAGCCGGCGUGGAAGAAAUGCCGCUGAGCUGAUUUAGAGUCCAGACCUUGAGGUGCUGGUGAGCAGGUCAAGUCUACUUUUGUGCGUCCGACCUGCAACAAAGACAAGAGGAGACGUGCAAGGGCUUCUUGUUUUUUCUUCUGUUUUUUUACGCACUGACCAAGCAGCAGCAUGUCCGAGUUGGACUACAGUGCCUGAGCGCAACACAGAGAGAGAGCCGGGAGGGAUAUUUACAAUAGAAACUCAAUUCCUUUCUCGUGAAGAAGAAUAGCAGAGGGGAGGAGGAGGAGGAGUGAAAGAUAACACUGGAAUGAAGUGGACCUCGGGAUUCCUGGCGUGCUGCGGAGUUGUGACUGAUGGAUGAAUGUGGUCAUCUGUAGACUAUAUCCAGCGACAGGUACAGACACCAUCAGGGGAGCUUUGACAAAAGACGCGGCGCUGCGCUUCACCCACAGACAGCCGCAUCGCCGGAUCUCCAAAUCUACAAAACAACUGUGCUUUAGAUCUGCACCCUCUUAUCUGAUCAGAUCGUUGAGUUUUAUCCACAGAGUGAAAAAGGGCUCGAUUUUCUCCCCUUUUUGUGUGUGUCUCAGCCACAGGUCAACCAGGACACUCGGGGCUCUUUUUCUUUUUUUUUCUCCCUCAAGAGGGGCUUCAUCGCUCGUUCUGCGGACAGUUCAGUCAAGGACACGGGGUCUGGAGCAGAUUUUAAAGAAGUCGGACAGAAGGACAUGUAUCUGAUAUCGACCUCACAUGCUCCCGACUGAUCGUAGCACACCUUCCCACCGGGCCAACCGCAGAUAAAAGGCUGCCAGGCGCGCUGUCCGUUCGCUCUGCUCACUGUCUUGAUUCAUUUUUACCAGAAUGGCGGGACUCGGUUGUUGGAAGUAUUACCUCUGGAUCUUUAUUUUAAUGUGCAGGUCGGCGUUACCUUCCGCAAAAUCGCUGGAGACUAUAAUUUGGAGCUCUCAGAAUCCCAAGUUUGUGGCUGGGAAAGGCCUGGUGAUCUACCCUGACAUCGGGGACAAGCUGGACAUCAUCUGUCCCAAGGCGGACCAAGGAAGAGAUUAUGAAUACUACAAACUGUACCUGGUGAAGAGGGAGCAGGCUGAGAGCUGCAGUACUGUCCUCGAUCCUAAUGUCCUGGUCAACUGUAACAAACCGGAGAAGGACAUCAAGUUCACCAUCAAAUUCCAAGAGUUCAGCCCCAACUACAUGGGCUUGGAGUUCAAGAGGAACGUCAACUACUACAUCACCUCAACCUCCAACGGUACAGUCGAGGGCCUGGAGAACCGGGAGGGAGGCGUGUGCAAGAGCCGAGCCAUGAAAGUCAUCAUGAAAGUCGGGCAAGUCCCAAACGCGGCAGGCCCCGUGGCGCCGGAGGCUCCAGAAGACAACGCCAUACCGGAGUCCAGUCCCAGUCCGCCUGGCCAGGGUCGGAUUGGACCCGAGAUGCCAGGAAACUCUGACACCAUGAAUCAGGACCAGUCUGGGUCGUCGGCAAACUCGGACGGCAUCCUCAGCUCCAAAGUGGCCGUGUUCUCCGCCAUCGGGGCCGGCUGCAUCAUCUUCCUCCUGCUCAUCCUCCUCCUCGUCAUCCUGCUCAUCAAGAUGCGCAAGCGUGCCAGGAAAAACGCCCACUCGCAGCCCCGCCCCUCGGCGCUGUCGCUCAGCACCCUGUCCAAUCCCAAGCUGCCGGGCGGCACGGCUGGCACGGAGCCCAGCGACAUCAUCAUUCCGCUGCGGACAGAGAACAACUACUGCCCUCACUAUGAGAAGGUGAGCGGGGACUAUGGCCACCCAGUCUACAUUGUCCAGGAGAUGCCUCCGCAGAGCCCCGCCAACAUCUACUACAAAGUCUGACACGCUUCGCACAAACCGGCGGCGGCACGGUCAGGAGAGAGAGAAAGGAAAAAAAGAGGAGCGCUUGAUUUAUGUUCUCGGGAAGGACACUUCCUUUUUGCAUCUUGGGGGACUUGAUGCCUCUUUCGAGCCCGUGUUAUUUCUACCACCUGCUGCACAAAUCUGGAGAAACACAUGCACUGACCAGUAACCAGCGGGGUUAUGAGCUGACUGACGAGAGAGGUUUAUUCUGUUUGUUUGGGUUGUCGUAACAAUCCCCACCCUCCUUACCUCCCCUCCCCUCCUCACCUCCCACCCCAUUGGGGUCCCCCCCUGCUGUGUUCUGACGGUGGGGGGGCGGGGCAAACCAACAGAUGGAACUUCUAGCUUCGUGGUUCGCUGUCCCUCUUUUUUUUUUAAACGGACAGGAUAUAACUUAUCUCAGUUCCCUGAAGUACAGUCCGUGCUACACCCAAUUUAACACCACCAUCCUAGCACACUAGCCAGGAACAGGCAGACACAGGCCCCAACGCCACUCAGCCUGCAGUGUGUGUGCGACAAAAAAAAAACGUAAAAAGUGCGUGUAUGUGUGCGUGUAUGUGUGCGUCUCUGUGUGCGCGUGUUGGUCGGGGGCUCCGAGCUGGGCCGGAAAACUCUCCAGAUAGCUCAGGUAUCAGACACAGUGUGUGAAAAUAAUGUGUUCCUCUCCCUUCGCACCUCUGAUGUUUGCCUUACUUACUAUUUUUGAUGGAGGAUUUCCUUGAACCCUGAUUCAGUUCACAAAGCAGUUGUAUUUUGUUAGACUUUUCCUACAAGUGCACAAUGUAUAGAGUUGAAUAGAUCAUCAUUAUCGCUCCAUCGUCUCACCACCCAUGUCAUCCAUCGCUUUUUUUUCCCCUUAAGGUAGUACUUUGACCUGGACUGUUGAUGUUGAGGUGUGUAUGUAUGUGUGUGUGUGUGUUUGCAGGAAUACUUCCUUCUCCACUGGUCUGAUAUGAGCUUCACCAUUACUCUUGUAUUUAUGACCUACUUGUGUGUGUGUUUCAGGGUGUGUCCCUUGUGAGUGUGUCUGGGCAUGUCCAGACCAAUUUCUUUUUUUUUUAAACUAGGAAGACUUAUUGGCUUAAGGCUAGAACACUACAUUGCUCUAUUGCAAGCUUCAAAAAUACAAGACAGACCGACUGAUACGCCGACAGACAGACGAGAUCAAGAUCUUACAAAACCCUCUCAGUGCUCCAGUUGGCACCGGCUGAAGGCGUUAUUGUGUCUGAUGAGCUUUCAGGGUGAUGGUUUUAAAGACAGCAGGCAGGUUGAUAUUUGUUUGUUCGAACUUCUAGUGUUACAGUGUAAGCAUCAAACGGUGAGUUUGGUGCCUGCUGCCUGGGCGAGGUGGGCGUAGGCUGGGCGCUUGGCACUGAUUGGCUGGCCUACAUAGGUAGGAUGCCCUAUAUAUAAGUUGGACGGCGAGCUACGGGGCUGAACAUUGGCAUACAGUAUAGUCAGAUGCCAAUUGGCUGCCAUCUGUAGAUGAGUCAGUGGAGUGCACAGUCAGAGGCGUCGCCAGCGUGUGACUAAUCUAUGUGCCAUCUCCAUGCCCACACUCACCAGCCGGGGAGAAGAGUGAGUGAGAGCGGCGGAUGAAGGAGAAAAUGUUCCUGUGACUUGGCUUUAACCUGAGAGGAAGAUGGCGGUGGGGAUAGGGGGGUGACGGGUGAGGCGGCGGUGGCAGCAGUUGGGCUGAGGGGGUUAUAGAGGUAGUUUAGCAUAAAUUUUUUUCCCCCAUCCUCUCACCAGUUGUGCUGUGAAUAAAAAUGCUGUGCAGAAUAUUCCACAGUCAGGGUGUUCAGACGCUGCAGCCCAGCUAUCACACAGCCCAGGGCGGCGACAGGAUUUACUGCAGCUGGAUGAACGUGCACGCCGAAGCUCGCUUUUGGGUUAAGGGGGGAGGCGACGGCGUGCACAUGUAGGUGCUCAUAAGUGCUUAUUUGUGCUUAUAUGUGCAGUUUUUCCCCUGUCCUCUCUCUGUGCAUGUGUGUGUCUGUGCAGCCCUACAGAUGGGACUGGAACUAGGUGCUCCUAACAGUGUGGCUGCCAAAGUACAGAGCGCUGCAGUCCCGGCUAAUGAUGUGUGAGAGGAGAGGGGAGCAGAUAAGGACAGCCAUUCCUCAGCACGCUAGACACGGGCUGACGUUCGACGCACAUGUGCACACACACAUACAUACACCGGGACUGACGGGUCCGGGUUUUAUCUCCGGCUGCACUGACGGUUGAUGUUUACUCACCGGCAGAAGCACCUAUCAUCCGCCGCCACAUACUAUUGCCAUCCACGGACAGACACUUGCUGAGUUAAAAGGCAGCCCCAGCUUGAAGACUCUGGGAAGACUCCAAUGGCUUUUGCGUGUCGUUAACCUCAGAGUUAACAACCUAAACAGCUGCUUGUGCUUUUGUGGUCCCUGUGUUUUAACUCAGCAUGCAGCCCUCAGUGGCCCUCUGUGAAACACAUCUAGAUCAAAUAUUUUCGUUUCGGAUCGUUGCGCAUCCACUCACCUACACCAGCCGAGGGAGUCAUUACCAGAUUACCACAAACCAUGUCUCAUUUUCAUUCAUUCUAGUGACCACUUAAUGUUAUUCAAAAUUUGGGGAGGAAGAAGAAAAAAAAUUAAAAGGAGAUAACAGAGAAAUGUAAAUAUAUGGAUAGAGCCCAAUUUUAAGAUGUAAUUUCACCUGAACACUGCUCAUUAAAGAAAAAUUUAAGAUUAGAUUUUUGUAAUGGAGGAUGUUUGUAAAUAGCUGUCUUUUUAAAUUGUGUUUUGUAUGAAAUCCUUGCAUUUUUUUUUGUCUCUGCAAUAUGUUUUUAUUUUCUUUUUCCUUUAGAGUCAACUGAAUAUUGCAACGGUCACAUGAGCUGUCUUUUUUCGCAGCGUCCAGUAUUGUCAAAAAAAAGUCUUUGUUACCACUCGUGUUUUAAAAAAUAAUAAAUAACUGGGAUUCAGAGGUUUUUUUUUAUUACAUUGCCAUUCAACAGGAAUUUCUAGUUGCUCAGAAACUGUUCAGGACUGAAGCUUUGUCACAGAGUGGCUUUGAAAUGAAUAGGUCGCUGAAACUAUGAAUGAUAAGGCCCCCCUUUUCCCUGUUGGAGACAGCACUUAACUCUGCAUAUGAAGACUGUGUUAUUCCACUGCCUUUGAGUUACCUACACCUUCCACUCCAUUAUGAGAUGUAACAAAAACAUUUUUGGUCCAGGAAGAUGAAUCUUUUCACAGUUUUAAUAAGUCUAUUGGGCCAGACGGAGAGAGAGAAGCGGGGAGAUGAAAAAGAAACGAAGCCAUGUAUGAGAGUGAGACCGUACUGCGCUCACCAAUAAAUCAUCUGGUUUACACCACUCAUUAUCUCCCAGGCGGUCCUUUGUUUUAAAGAUGCUCUCUCCUUCUCUUUCUCUCCCUCCGCCCCUCUCCUUUGUCAUCCCUCCCUUCCUAAUUUAGCACAAGGAUGUUGGUCGCUCAUGCUAUGAGCCUCACCGUAGGUUGAUUUCUGCUAUUUGUUCAAAGCCACAGUAUUAUUUUUCAGUGUGCAUGUGUAAGCAAAAACCUGUUGAAUUUGUUUCCCUUUUGUUUGAAUCACAGCUGUCAAGUUUUGUUAUUUUAUUUUAUUUUUUGCCAUUCACUUUUUUUUUUUUUUUGCCGCUUCUCAGCGUAACCUGUUGGCACCAGCUACAAUGGAAAUAACGUUCCACCAGUUUGGAAACUACCGCAUAUUGAUAAAUAAAAUUUUUUCCCAUGGAA
Messenger RNA from Amphiprion ocellaris (clown anemonefish), 5709 nucleotides. RefSeq names its product ephrin-B1 (gene efnb1). Gene Ontology annotation, cellular component: plasma membrane. The coding region runs from base 950 to 1948 and encodes 332 amino acids. Gene Ontology annotation, biological process: ephrin receptor signaling pathway; axon guidance. The transcript is spliced from 5 exons. NCBI's taxonomy places the organism in Eukaryota, Metazoa, Chordata, Actinopteri, Pomacentridae. The record is from RefSeq and is a predicted model, not a curated record. Gene Ontology annotation, molecular function: ephrin receptor binding.